AUGGUACUGGGCGACUGGGGAGGUCACCCUUUAUACCCGUACACCACCCGAGUGCAGACAGCGGUCCGGGACCAGAUGGUGAGGUACGCCCUCGAACAUCACCCGCGCUUCGUGGUCAGCCUGGGUGAUAACUUCUACAAGAACGGCGUUCAGAGUUCUGACGACCCACGCUUUAAUCACACGUUUGAACAGGUGUAUUCCGACCCGUCCUUGCACAUCCCCUGGUACGUGACGGUUGGCAACCAUGAUCACCACGGCAACGUGACGGGUCAGAUCGAUUACUCAAAGAAAUCAAAUCGCUGGAAGUUCCCAGAUUUGUAUCACAAGUUUACGUCUCAAGCCGCUAACGGUCGCUUCGUUGAUGUCAUACUCAUCGACACCACAGUACUAUGUGAUGACGUGUACGACCCACACGUACAUUUUGCAGCCGUCCAACUGGCGUGGCUUGAGGACUCACUAAAGCAAUCCAGUGCGGACUAUAUCGUGGUAGGUGGUCACCAUCCCGUAUAUUCCGUCGGCAAACACGGACCCUCGACCUGUCUGCGGAGGAAACUCGAGCCCUUACUGCACACGUACGGAGUGUCUGUGUAUAUCGCCGGACAUGAUCACAAUGUACAGCAUAUUCAAAUGCUUGGUAACACUUCAAGUUUAAGCAACAGACCAAUGGAUUACUUCAUAGUAGGCUCGGGAAGUAAAACGAGCUCCAAACGCUUCCAUUUCGACGACAUACCGGAGAGUCAAGUGAACUUCUUUUUCGCAAAGCCAAAAGACGUUGGCGGAUUCGCAUGUUUCGAGGUGUCUGGUGACACGAUGACUGUAAAGAUGAUUGACGGACUUGGACAACUACAGUACAAGUAUCCGAUAAAUCCGAGAAAGUAACAUACCCGGCUUUGUUCAGACAAUCACAAUCAUGCUUGAUGUACGUUUGGACAAGAAGCUUUGUUGUUGAGAUCUAAUUCUUGCCAGAAC
Messenger RNA from Dreissena polymorpha, 969 nucleotides. Its product is annotated as tartrate-resistant acid phosphatase type 5-like. Lineage: Eukaryota; Metazoa; Mollusca; Bivalvia; Myida; Dreissenidae. Gene Ontology annotation, molecular function: ferrous iron binding; acid phosphatase activity; ferric iron binding. The transcript has 5 exons. Gene Ontology annotation, biological process: bone resorption. Bases 1 to 879 code for a protein of 292 amino acids. The record is from RefSeq and is a predicted model, not a curated record.